AUGGCCGAUGCAGCGAAGCCCAAGAGGCGCCUCCCUUUCAAACCCACCGCGCUGCGCCAAAAGUCGAACCCAAAACCUGCGCUCAAGGAUAAUGGCGACGAAGACGACGACGACGAUGGCCUCAACCUGUUCAAGCGCUCCGCCGAGUUCUUUCCCGUCGCUCUGGCAGAGCAGGAGCGGCGCAUGAAGCGGAAGCAGGCCGAGCGAGAGAAGGGCUCACAAGCGCUGUCACCGGAUGUCGAGACGAAGCCUACGCCGAGGGCCAGCGAGGAACCUGGAAGGAGAGACGACGAGGAUUCUGGAGAACCGGGGACGCCGCCCUCGAAACGCUCGCGAACGAGCGACGAGUCCCCCCAGUCGAGGGUCAAGUUGUCCCCGACCAAGCGCCGUGACGGCACUGAAACACCUUCGAAGCGCAUGACCCGGGCCGCCGCGUCGCGGACGCCGCGGAAGCAGGAAGUGAUACCCACGAAACCCGUCAUCUCGAUCGACGACAGCGACGACGAUCCCGAUGAGGAAGACGGGGGUCGGCCGGAAGAUAACGACGACGACGAUAUCUACGAGGCCUCGCCAAUACGCAAAUUCAACCGUCAGCGACAAACCUCAGAGCCCGUGGUCUCGCCCCCCCUGGUCAUUGACGUAGACAGCCCAUCUGCCGAGGGAGGACAUAGCGAAGACGACCCCGCACCCCCCCAAGAGGAAGACGACGACGAGUUCAAGGAAUACGUCCAGCGCGCGAUGGAACGCAAAAAGGCGCUCGAGCAGGAGGCCAACCAGACCGUCAACGUUCUCGUCACGUCCGACAUCCCGGGCACCAAGGAGAGGCAGUUUCGCUUCACUCUCGUCAAGCCCCUCAAGAUUCUCCGCAACGCUUGGAUCGACGUCCAGGAGGGCCGCCUGGGAAUUCCGCGCGCCGACCUCGAGAGCGUCUUCCUCACGUGGCGCGGGCACGAGUUGUAUGACUUGACAACGCUGCACAGUCUCGACCUCGCCGGCACGUUCCGCAGGAGCGGUGGCGGCAGCGAUGCCGAUGCCGGCGAGGGGUUCCGGAAUGACUGGACAAACGUGCAUAUGCAGAUGUGGACACGCGAGUUAUGGGAGGAGCACGAACGGCAAGAGGCCCGGAGGCGGCGCCACGACAUUGGGGAAUACUCGGACGACGAAGGGCCUGGUAACGGCGGCGACGAACGGGGGGGCAUACCGCCCACCGUCGAGCAGGAGGCUGAGAAAAAGAUCAAGGUGCUCCUCAAGACCAAGACGGACGAGCCGCUCAAGACGUCGGUGCGGCCGUCGACAACCGUCGGGACCAUCAUGGCGCUGUUCCGCAAGAUGCGCGGGCUAGCAGCCGACGCGCCCAUCUCGCUCAUGUUUGACGGCGACGAGCUCGAGGAAGACAUGACGGUCGAGGAUGCUGACAUUGGCGACAUGGAGACGAUUGAGGUCUACAUAAGAUGA
Messenger RNA from Colletotrichum higginsianum IMI 349063, 1455 nucleotides. RefSeq lists its product as uncharacterized. NCBI's taxonomy places the organism in Eukaryota, Fungi, Ascomycota, Sordariomycetes, Glomerellales, Glomerellaceae. The coding region runs from base 1 to 1455 and encodes 484 amino acids. The transcript has 2 exons. The record is from RefSeq and is a predicted model, not a curated record. Gene Ontology annotation, molecular function: protein binding.